Molecule: messenger RNA, 870 nt
Organism: Phytophthora nicotianae INRA-310
Lineage: Eukaryota; Oomycota; Peronosporomycetes; Peronosporales; Peronosporaceae
Exons: 2
Coding region: 1-870 (289 amino acids)
Source: RefSeq, a predicted model, not a curated record
AUGGACAUCUUGAACGUCGACGUGCUGCCUCCUCCAGGACACGACGGGGAUGAUGAAGCAACCGACGACCACACCCUCUUACGCCUCCAUGUCUCUACUACUUCUCUACAAGACGGCAGCGACGAUAACCCUGUAUUAAGCGAGCAAGAGACCGCCAGUUAUGACGCUUCUCAGACCCCCUCGCAGCACAAUUCGCACCGUUCAGUCGCCCAGAAACGCUGGAAGAUCGGCAAAGGCAUUCAGCUGAUUCUACUCAGAAAAUAUGUGCACUGUGCCAAGCAAUUUAACAGGAUUCCAGACAGAGAGACGACCGAGCAGUUGCUGGAGCAAGGUUAUGACGAGUUUUACUAUCAAGGGGGCAAUCUAAACGAGCCCCGACUAAAUUAUACAGCCUUUUUAAAAAUGGUACGCAAUCGACGCAGCGAAGUGGCCAAGCAGAACCGAGCAGGCAGCUACAGACGUCAAAGAGGAUUGACGAAGAAACACCAGAAGGAGCAGAUGGAGAUACGAGCGUUGAUUGACGAGUUGGAGCACGUUCGACACGGUCAACAGAGAGAUACUGUGGAAUACGACGCUUUGGGCUCCAGUUCGAGAGCAGUGAUGACGGACACUUCGGUGCCGAUUCUGUCGGAUACGUCGUCACUUAUGGGUGAUACAGGCACGGAUGGAGGGGUCUCGGCAGGGGAUUUAUCAGCACCAGAGACGUACUCGUCCGUCAUGUCCGGGACGGAUAGUGGCAGCGAUGACGUGGUCGUCUCGAGGUCAAAGCUCGAUUUGAUGCUGCGGAUGGCACAGGAAACGCUUGUGGCUCAGAAGAAGAUCUUGGAGGAAGUUCGAGCCAUGGAGCAACGAGUUACGGGACUUCAUUAG